Euleptes europaea (tarantolino) is the source of this 1785-nucleotide messenger RNA. RefSeq names its product E3 ubiquitin/ISG15 ligase TRIM25-like. The record is from RefSeq and is a predicted model, not a curated record. Lineage: Eukaryota; Metazoa; Chordata; Lepidosauria; Squamata; Sphaerodactylidae. Gene Ontology annotation, molecular function: zinc ion binding; protein binding. The transcript has 9 exons.
AUGGCUACUGCAGCUGGUCCUUUAGAAAAUCUGCGAGAUGAAUUGACCUGUUGCCUUUGUCUGGAAUAUUUUAAUCAUCCUGUAUCAAUUAAAAAAUGCUCCCACAGCUUCUGCAAAGAAUGCAUCACGCAGUACUGUAAGAAGGGGACCAAGGUUUCCUGUCCCACAUGCAGGCAGGACCUUUGUCAGAAUAAUCUGGUGGAAAACAGAUCACUUGCCAACAUAGUGGGCAUUGUCCUGCAGAUUAAGGAGAAUCCAACAGCACGAUGGCGAAGGAAGCCACAAAACUGUCAGGAGCUGUUGGAACUCUUCAGCACAGAUGAUCAAGAAGCCAGUGGACCCCAGAAUCUAAAACUGUCGGCUGGAUGUCUUCUAAGUCAGCUCAAGGGCCGAGGGCGCAGCUGCCCCAGCCGCCAGCGCGCCUUGCUCGAGAGGCUGCCCCGCCGCCACGCCUUGCUGGAGCUGCUGCUAGUACCGGGGCGCAGAGUGGUCAGCUCAGCUGCAGUCCCAAGCUCUGCUCACGACCUGAGGUCGAUCCCAAUGGAAGUGGGUUGCAGGUAGCCGGCGCGCUCCUCCCGGCAGCCGGCCGCAGCAGUCCCGCGACGGACGCAGGAUGAGGUGAAAAUAAGCGAAAUCCCUGCACAAGUCGACGUCGUAUUGGAGGCAAUCUCCAACAUGAGAAAGGACAGGACUGAAAUGAAGGAUUAUGUAUCUCGGAUCAAAACCUCAGUUACAGAAGACUUCAUUGUCAUGAAGAAGUACAUUAAUGACCAGGAGCAAAUGGUGCUGAAGGUUCUUGACCAAGAAUGUACAGUGGCCGAACAAAAAAUCGAUGCAGUGGUUCAGCUGCUGACGGCAAGGAUCGACCACCUUUUAGAGUUUCAAAAUAACACUGAAAAAACACUGAAGAAUGUCUCGGCAGAACAAGCUGUUUAUGUGGGUUCUUCUACUUCAGUUGAUGAAGUUACACUGGAUGUUCAGAAGAUUGACAGUGUUGCACAUGCCGUAAAAAAACUCAAAAGGUUAUUGGAAAUUCCAGUGUUGGAGAACUGUCCUGGGCAGAUGCUACAAGAGCCUUCUCCAGAAUCCAGCAGCACCAGUGACAUCCUGAUGGAGGUGGGAGAAUGCACAGUUGCCUCUUCCAGCAAUUAUUCCCAGCCUCAAGAUACGUAUCAGGAGACUAGUGGCUGUUCAUCAUCAAUGGAAUCUGAUGGAGACAGUUCUAUGCCAGUGAUUUCAAGUCAGUUUUCUUCGUGGGCAUCCGAUGUGACAUUUGAUCUCGAGAGAAUCCAUGACAACCUUGAACUCACGAAAGAUAAAAGGAGAGUGACCGUGUCCCGGUUUCCUCGUAAAUCUAAAUGCUCCCAAAAGAAAUUCUACAUCAGCCAGGUGAUGGGCUCUCCUGGUUUCUCUGAAGGGCGCCAUUACUGGGAAGUGAGCACCAAAGACAGCACUGGGUGGGCCAUUGGUGUGGCUGUCGGGGAAAUUGGCAGUCGUGAGCAACUAGGGAGAACUGAGCUAUCCUGGUGCAUAGAAUGGGCAAAUGAAAAACUCUCUGCAUGGCACAAGGGACAAGAAACUCAAAUUAGUGAAGAGAAACCUCUGCGGGUUGGCACCUUUCUCAACAUUUCUCAAAACUGCUUAUCGUUUUAUUCUUGCACUGAUAAGGAAACUUGCUUACAUACAUUUGAAAUAAAAAAAGACAGUCCUGUUUACCCGGCUUUUUGGAUCUAUGGUGGGAGUGCGGGUGAAUUCUUAACAAUAUGCAGUAUUAAGAAGAGCUAG